Messenger RNA from Nymphalis io (European peacock), 1641 nucleotides. RefSeq names its product membrane-bound alkaline phosphatase-like. The coding region runs from base 1 to 1641 and encodes 546 amino acids. Gene Ontology annotation, biological process: dephosphorylation. Gene Ontology annotation, molecular function: alkaline phosphatase activity. The transcript is spliced from 5 exons. The record is from RefSeq and is a predicted model, not a curated record. NCBI's taxonomy places the organism in Eukaryota, Metazoa, Arthropoda, Insecta, Lepidoptera, Nymphalidae.
AUGAGUUCGAAGUGGACCUUGAUAGUGUUGUUGGCACUGGCGAGCCGAGUUUCGGCAGCCUCGACAGCAGACCCAUACCAUCCUGACCAACGGUCCGCCCGGUCUCAGCCUCCCGUGACAAAUGCUGAAACGUCUGGAAAUUUUUGGAUAAACGAUGCUCAAAAUAAAAUCGAGAGUCGUCAUUAUCAAGGCAAUGCUGGCGGGCCUGGUAAAGCGCGUAAUGUGGUCUUGUUUCUAGGCGACGGUAUGUCCAAUCCUACAUUAGCUGCCGCGCGUACACUCUUCGGACAGAGAAAUAACCGAACCGGAGAAGAGGCGCAACUUUCCUUCGAAGCAUUUCCAACAAUUGGCUUGGCAAAGACUUACUGUGUCAAUGCUCAAGUCGCUGAUUCUGCGUGUACAGCAACGGCGUAUUUGUGUGGAGUAAAAGCUAACGGAGGCACAAUUGGAGUGACUGCUGAAGUGCCUCGCUGGAAUUGUCAGGCCUCAAUUCCAACGUCAACACACACUGAUUCAAUUGCAGCCUGGGCUCUCGCUGACGGACGUGACGCAGGUAUUGUGACAACGACACGAGUCACUCAUGCAUCUCCUGCCGGCGCUUACGCCAGCAUAGCAAAUCGUCAUUGGGAAAAUGAUGCUGAAGUUCGGAACGAUGGACAUGAUCCGAAUAUUUGCCCUGAUAUCGCUCACCAGUUAGUUCAUUCUUACCCUGGAAAUCGGUUCAAGGUAAUUUUAGGAGGCGGUCGACGUGAAUUUUUACCAACGACUAGUAUAGAUGAAGAAGGCACUGCCGGCAGGAGAACUGACGGUAAAAAUUUAAUACAAGAAUGGCAGAAAGAUAAGGCAGCUCGCAACGCUAGCUACCAGUAUAUUUGGAAUAAAGCACAGUUGCUCAGAGUCAAUGAAAAUUUGCCAGAAUACCUUCUAGGACUAUUCGAAGGAAGUCAUCUUCAAUAUCACAUGCAAUCGAACCCUAAUGAAGAACCAACGUUGGCAGAACUUACAGAAACAGCAAUCAAAAUGUUGAGUCGUAACGAAAAGGGUUUCUUUUUAUUUGUCGAAGGUGGCCGCAUAGACCACGCUCACCAUGAUAAUUUGGUAGAGCUUGCAUUAGAUGAGACUCUUGAGUUGAGUGCCGCGGUAAAGCGUGCUAGCGAACUCCUUUCAGAGGAAGACUCCCUCCUCGUAGUAACGGCUGACCACGCACACGUAAUGUCUUUCAACGGUUAUACUCCAAGAGGUGGAGAUAUUCUAGGACCUGCCGAAAGCAGAGAUUCAAAUGGUGUACCAUAUAUGACACUGUCUUACACUAAUGGGCCAGGAUUUCGUCAACACGUAAGCGGGCAAAGAGUCGACGUUACACAAGAACCCAAUUAUCGUGAACUGAAUUGGCGGAGCCACGUGGACGUACCACUAGCAUCCGAAACGCAUGGUGGCGAUGACGUUGCAGUAUUCGCCACCGGGCCGCACCACGCUAUGUUCUCGGGCCUGUACGAACAGAGCCACUUGCCUCACCGCAUGGCCUAUGCGGCGUGUUUUGGACCCGGUCGUACGGCAUGCAAUGCCGCUGUUGUACAUCAGCCGAUUCUAUUUGCCUUAGCUCCCAUUGUACUCAUUAUAAGACGCUUAAUGGCGUUAUAA